UAUCCUGGGUCGUGGUGGUGGCGGCGGUGGUGGAAAACUUUACAUGUAGACUAGAAAAGAAGUUAAGACACAGACAAUUCCUAUCAACUCGCGACAAUCCUAAUAAAUGUAUCUAACUCCAGCAAUUUGCACUAAAAUCUACAGAAAAUUGGUUUUCUUUCUUUAGUCUCCACUCGCCCUUCUGAAAAUGGAUUCCAGAUAUAUUUUGGAGAAGCCGUCGGUUGGGACAAGGGUCGCUGUCGGUGGAGCGGAUUUUAACUGCCGGGCAGGCCGCUCCUUGCUCCGAGACACCCGGGUCCCCACGGUGGAAAAAAGCGGCCCCAUGCCGGCUUACACAAAUGGGCCCGUCCUUUACAAAUUUGUGAUGGACGUCGGCUCAGCGACCGAGGUGAAAAGCGAAAAAACCUCUCCAAAAGGGAACGGACUGUCUCCGGGUGGUCGAAUAUUGCACGACAUGGAAAAAUCUGGCCUGGGGGACCAAAAAGACACAGGUUCCACUGGGAUCCUGAAGAGGACCAGUCCCACUCACUGUCCAGGCAUAAAUGGGCAGUUGCCAGGCGGCUUCAUGCAUUUAGACAUCAGCAACCCAGGGAAACAGGCAGAGCUGGCCAGCAGCUUCAAGGCAGUGCAAGUGCAGAACAUACCACCGACAGAAAGGCAGCCCCUCCCCUCCUCCCACAUCCCUGUCCCCAGAAACAGGAAGCCCUCAGGUCAUGCUGAUAAGGAGGUGAUGGCUGCCACCGUCCUGACCUCACUGUCCACAUCCCCUUUGGUGCUCUACCCUUCCUCUGUAUCCACAGUCCCAGAGCCAGCCAGCAGGACUUUUAAAGAGGUGCUGUCAGCAAGCUACAGCAGUUCCACCAGUGGCAACUGGAGCUGGGAUGCCAGCGACCAAUCGGUGCCCUCCACACCAUCCCCACCUCUCUCCAACGAUACCAACAAGAACUUCCUGCUCUCGUCCCAGGGUGAUGAUGUCAGUGAGGAUGUCACAGAGAGCACGCACUUCAUGUUUGAGGACCCCAUACCUCGGAAGCGAAAGAACUCCAUGAAGGUGAUGUUCAAGUGCUUGUGGAAGAACUGUGAAAAGGUCCUCAGCACCUCCUCAGGGAUCCAGCGACACAUCCGCACCGUCCACCUGGGGCGAAACAGCGACUCGGACUACAGUGAUGGAGAGGAGGACUUUUACUACUCAGAGAUUGAGGUCAACAUGGACAGCCUAACUGAGGGCUUGUCCAGCCUCACACCCACCUCGCCAACCACAGCUGGUCCUCCACCUGUCUUCCCGCCACCACUCACCGAUGUCCCUCACUCCGAACACAUCAACAUGAAUGGUUCGCAGAGCCACGCCCCGACACUGCUCAGUCAGUCAGCUCCUUCCACACUCUGCCACAUCCGCACUGACCACGCCUACCAGGCCACUGCUCCAGUGAGUAUCCCAGUGGGUCCUGAGCUGGCAGGGUUAGGCAGUGGUAAUGGGACCGGGCCUGGAACUGGGACUGAGAAUGGCAUCAGUGUGUCGUGGCAGUCCCCUCCUGUCAUUUUCAAAGGCGUCCCGGGGCCUGUGACUCAUGUCCGAACAGUCAGCAUCGGUGAAAAGCGGCAGCCGGCAGCCAACACACACACCACUGUUAACAAGAACCAUGCUUUAGUAACGCCACCAGCUAAGUCAAUACCAGGAACCAGGAAACCCCGUGGGGAGGCGAAGAAGUGCCGAAAGGUGUACGGCAUGGAGAAGAGAGACAUGUGGUGCACAGCCUGUCGCUGGAAAAAAGCCUGUCAGAGAUUCACCGACUAAUCCAGUCCCCUUCCCGUGUCUGUGAGGUGAGCUCUUCCUCACUCAGAGCGACAGCGAGGUGGACUCGUCCACUGAGGAGACGAGGGGAGAUUUCUUCAUGAUGGAGCUCUCAGUGCUGCUUCCUCCAGCCCAGUGGGGGUUUCGCCUUCUCUCUUUUCCGUUUCCAAACAAAGAGAAAAUAAAACUGGUGGGUAAAAACAAACAAAAAAAAAAAAAAAAUCAGAAAGAAAAAACAACUU
Messenger RNA from Toxotes jaculatrix (banded archerfish), 2034 nucleotides. RefSeq names its product SLC2A4 regulator. Bases 188 to 1795 code for a protein of 535 amino acids. Gene Ontology annotation, biological process: regulation of transcription by RNA polymerase II. Gene Ontology annotation, molecular function: DNA-binding transcription factor activity; RNA polymerase II cis-regulatory region sequence-specific DNA binding. Gene Ontology annotation, cellular component: nucleus. NCBI's taxonomy places the organism in Eukaryota, Metazoa, Chordata, Actinopteri, Toxotidae. The record is from RefSeq and is a predicted model, not a curated record. The transcript is spliced from 9 exons.